Linepithema humile (Argentine ant) is the source of this 6716-nucleotide messenger RNA. The record is from RefSeq and is a predicted model, not a curated record. Lineage: Eukaryota; Metazoa; Arthropoda; Insecta; Hymenoptera; Formicidae.
ACCUCCCAAUCAGUUCCUCACGGUAAACCGGCCUGAGUGGUUCUCUCUCGUUUUGUCGGCCGUCUUUCCGCGUCCCUCUCUCUUUCUUCCUUUUUCUCUCUCUCGCGUACGCUCGCUUACGGAGCGUUCUGAUCUCUCGCGUUCUCGGAUUCUACGAGCUAACAACGCGUCCGAACAGUGAUACCUCUUCGAGCUGGCGAGAUCGUGCUCGUCUUGCGCUCGUACCCGCGAUUCAAGUGCGAUCGAUAAGUUGGUUUUGACAAGCGCACGGACUCCGGCCGCCCCGGUGAACGAGCCACGCCGUAGCUCUCUUCCACUCUGCAUCUCUGUGAGGAUUGUGUCUCUUGCUUGUGGAUAUUACGCAUCGCAGGGAAUCUCUCACGCAGCAGGAAUAAAACAUAGGAUGGGCCGAGCCGUGCAAAGAAGUGUUGUUCAACAUUGAAGAGGAGGAGUAUCUUAAAAAAGCGAGAGAAGCAGGAAAGCGUGAAGGAUGCCUGCUUCGUCGCAAACCGCCGCAACCGAGCGGCGAAACGAAAGGACGCAGACGCACGAACCACCGAAAUUGAAAACGACUUUAAAAACGCCUCCUAAGCAAGCGACUAAUCCUUUACAAUUUGUCAAAGUUGGACCAUGUUCGCUGUAUCGAACUGCACAGGAGCAAUUGCAAAAAGUUCAAGAAGUGAAAAAGAUCAAACAGGAAGUACGCGAUGACCCCGAAGAUUGGCAAUCGAAUCUAGACAACUGGAAGAGUAGCCGGAGGAAGCGGCAGGAACAUAUAAUCGAGCGAGUGGUAGAGGUAAAGAAACUCGAAUUAGAGGAACAUGACCGCCAGCGUCGUCGGAACAAAACUUUCUCGGAGAUGAUGGAGGAGCGUGGUAACAGAGGCCGUAAGAUGAGCAUCAGCUUAGCCAUGUACAACGACGAGGAUGCGAACGAUCUUAGCGAUCUCGGAAUUGGUACUAGCAGUGGCAAGAGCUCCGUUAGCGGUGAUACGCAUGAUGACACGCACAGUGUUUUGAGUGACAGAGAUAGUGAGAUUGAAAAAAAUCAUUCGGACGUGGAUAACGUCACCGAUAUCACUACAUCUAUAGCAACGACUGCCACAACGCUGACCACAACGGCAAUAACAAUCGCGACGUCAUCGGAGGCAGCGUCUACCGCAUCAACGACAACAACAACAACGACGGAAACAACUACGCCGAUGUCAACUGUAAUCGCAACGACGAGCGCAACACCAACGACGACGACGUCCCCGGCGAGGAAAGUGUUUGGCGGUGGCUUUCACGGCAAUCACAAUCACAUUCAAGAGUACGAUUCCGCUAAUACCGCGACGACAAGCUCUCCUGAGCCGGAGGAGUACACAUACGAGGGCGCGAUUCGCGGUUACGUAUCGAGAGUGUCGCAAAACAUACCGAGGAGAUCUGUAACCGGGAUCGACUCUAAACUAGACACGGUCAAGUCGUCGCUGAACGGUUCAAAGACGAACUUGAACGACGACAGUGAUAAAUCGCCGUUGUCGGUGGUGAAGGUGGACAUACUGAAGAGGCGCGAGGUAUUCGAGAAAGCGUCUCAGAAGAACAGCGACAAUAAAAUGAACAACAGGCUGUCCGGUGAUUUCACCGGUACGAAAUCGAUCAAAGAAAGGCUGUCGAGUCUCGAGCGACAGAAAUACGAAACGGAGAACGGCGACAAGGUUGCCAACAAGUCGCUGAACCGAUUGUCCGGCGAUAUGAGCUCAAUUCGGGAGAGGCUCACCCACUUGGAGAAGCAAGCUUCGGAGCGAGAGAGCAAGAGUUCCGUUCACCGUAAGCUCAGCACGGAGGAUAUGGAGACAGUGAGGCCUCUCAGAGAGCGACUGUCCACUCUGGAGAAGUACAGCAGCAGCGACGAGUCUUCGGUGCCGGCCGCAACGAACGAGACGCGCUCGCACAACGGCGAGCUCUCCGCCAGGACGAUCAAAGAUCGACUCAGUGCGCUGGAUACCACCAGGAGCAAAGAUGCGACGGACAAACGAGGACCUGCGCACGUCGGCAAACACCCGCUCUGCUUCCGAGACCCAGAGAACAGAGUCGAUACGUCGACGCCUAGCGAGAGGAGUUCAUCGCCUGAUUCGGAAUAUCGUGUACCGCGGGCCGUCUUCCACAGGAGUUUAGAUUCCUUGGACGCGGACGCGUCCAGCGGGCCGGACACCUUUGAACGCGUGCAAAGCCUCGAAGAGCUUGAUUACGGACGACGGUAUCCAGCCUCGUCGUCGUCCGCUGAGCUUUUGAACGACACAGAUCGCGAGGAUUCGGGUAUCCACACCGCGGAUGUGAGUUGCUCGGUUAGCCAAGCGGAUGAGCCGAUUGAUGAGGAAAUCGUGCAGCAUACAAGCAGCAGCGCGAUUGUCGAGCGACGAGAGGUCACUGUCGAGGAGAGAGUCAAAGCUACAUCUGCUGUUCAAGAAGACACGCCGGCGCCGAGCACGACGAUCGAAGCGUCGAAUGACACCACGGCAACGACUACGCAUUCACAGUUCGCCAAUCGGGAGGCAGCAGCGGUGAACAAGGGUACUGCUGACAGCUCUGGGGAACUAUCGACUAACAAAUCACAGCCGCAGGCGCACGUAAAGACCACUAAUUCUAAUAUACUUCGUUCGCAUACCUCCGUGCCUCGCGCGGUCACCCUUUCGAGUUCCAAGGUACCUUCGCGUGAAAUAAUUCCCGAGAGCCUCGCGAAACCGCGAUCAUUCGGCAGAGACGCCGUCGAGCUAAAGACAGAUUCUGAACCGAGCCCUAGCGAAUCCAUAGUAUCGGCUAGUUUGAAACUCUCCAUCGAACAGGCGAGGAAAUUCGUCGGUCAAGCGAAACGGCAGAACCUUUCCAAGGAAUACUCCUCCAAUCUCCCGUCUCUGCCGUCCUCGGACGCCGUCCCCAGCGCGGAAACUUAUCAAUUAUCGUUUCCCUCGCUCAGAGCGACGACAGUUGCAACUAGCCUCCCUCUCGAAACAAAUCCAGUUUCCAAGCCGGCGUUUUCUCGAACCAUUUCUAAGAUUCCCACUCCUCUGUCUCGAAAAACUACGAAAUCCUUACCGACGAGUUCCGAUUCUGUCUCGACCUCGUCGGCUCUGUGCACUGCCGCUCUCAAAGCCUCGCCUUCGAAGGCGCACAACGCGAGUAACAAAUCCUCAACGAGUCAGCCUUCCUAUUCGAUUCCGAGAACGUCCGACGCGGCGCUUUCCGCGAGCGUCGACUCCUCCGCGCCCGUAUCCUCGCAAGUGAGUUCGACGGAGCAACCUCCCCCCUCUCCCUCGUCGAGACUUUCCUCAGCGAGCGCGCGACAUAGCUGCGAAGAAGCGUUACUACCUGCGGAACGACGUCGAACCGUAGUGGAGGUGUGCGAGAAGGUGGUGGUACCUCAAGGCAAGACUCCCACGACACCGCCGGUGACGCCGUUUAUCACGGUGAACCGCGUCAACGCGGACAAGCAGAGCUCCAUAGCCGAGGAACGGAUCGUUAUCGAGAAAGCAGACCAGGAGGAGGCAGCUGCUGUUGCUGCGAUCCGCCCAGCGGCUUCGGCAGUCGAGCACGAGCAGCACGAAACGACGGAGACGACGACGAGCGCCGGGAUGCCAGCCAUCACCACCACCACUACCAUCACUACUACCACGAGGAAGUGCGUCCUCGACACUGACGUUCAUGAAACACCUACUACAGUUGUUACAUCGACAGUCAAUCAUUCGCUGGAACGACCAGCAAAUCUAAGCUUAGCAAAACAGGAAGCUAAUUUGGUCGACGCGUUAAAUGUCCCGAGUCCAGUCUCGCCGAUUUCCAAACAAAUUCUACCAUUGACUCUGUCCAAUGACGAGGAAAUAAUCGCAGAUCAAUCUUUCCUACUAAAUCCACCAACGAGUGUGGAACCACCGAAGGAGAAACCACCACCACCGCCAGUGGACAUUAGUGAUGACGAGAAUCCUCCGCCAGAACCGCUUAAAAGAUUGAACUCUACUCGCAGAAUAAAGAAAGAAUUGCGUACAAGACGUUCGGAUUUCCUCGGUAUUGAAGGGCAGGUCAACGACGAUGAUCUCGAGCCUGAGCUAACGUUGACGAAACCACCCGAUAUGGCGGCGAUCCUCGCUGAGGAGAGACGCAUCGAGCAACUCCAUCGUCGCUCUUACGACACUGACAGUAACUACGAGCAAGAUUCGAGUCACGAGAGAGAUUCCGGGGUCGAAUUGGGCCACGUCGAAGAUUGGGCGAAGCAACCCGUCAGCCCAGACAUGUCACAGCACAGUAGACAGAGUAGCGAGCCCUUUGGUGCUAGUGUGACAUCUUCCGAAGAAGAUGAGAUCACGAAGAAAGAGCGAGAGAUCAUCGAGGUUCUCGAGAAAGAGGAACAAUGGCGAUACGGAGAUAAUCGUGAAUAUAACAGUGACUUGGGGGAAAGAUUGGCCCACAAAUUACGUGAGCUCGAGGAAGAGAAGAUGCAAUUGGAGAGGGAAGCUAUAUUGCGCUGCAACGAGGACGCGUUUCGCAAGAAGGACGACAACGCACGCAAGCAGGAGGAUGCUUCCGCGCACGAGCAACAGCAGCAGCAGCAGCAGCAGCAACAUGAAACAGCGAAACAGCGGGAGGCCCAGGCGCGAACGACAGAGGAGGAAGCGAAGUACGUCGGAGACAAGCGAAAGGACGAGGCGCGUGAGAUACAGUCCGGACAACUGAGGAUGCAAAACGAGAUCGAAGAGAAGGAGCGGAGAGUCGCUGAUGCGUGUCGCAAAGAGGAGAUGCGCAUUCGUUCGAUGGAAAGUCAAAUUCGCGAGCAAGAGAGCAAGGCAUUGGUCGGUGCUGGGUUGAGCAACAACGAAGAUGAAUUCCCUUCCGGGGAAGUGUUGCGAGUGGAAAGGGAACUUUUACAAUUGGAGCAAGAAGAAUUAAAGAGACAGCGCAAUAAUUUGGCUUAUCGCGAACAAAAACAACUUAGAUUGGCCGAGCAACUACAGGAACAGUGGAAAUCCUUGCAGGACGUUGCACAGAAUUCCGUUAAAAACACACAACAAUACAAAUAUCAUACACCUGCCACAGUGAAUUAUAGAUCUUCGAUGCCGAACUUACAAUUUCAAGACAUGUCAAGAAGAAGACCACCUCCUCCACCCGUUCCACUCAAUAAACCACGUAUGCCGGAUCAGAGACAGCGAGAUGUUACUAUCAGGAACAGCCGUAUACCAUCUGCGGACUCGAUUCCUCAACAAGUAGACGCAGCAAUUAGGGAAAGUGCGUCGGCGACGAAUCACGCUGGCCAGCAAAUGUCUAGGCAAACCUUACAAGCAUUAAGCGCAGUACCACGACCACGAAUCGUUCAAGGUGAUCAAUGGGUGCAGCGAAGGAAGAGCGACGUACCGAGAGGCGCACAUGAUGUAAACUAUCAACAUUGGAUUAUUCAGGAGGCGGAACAACGGAGGAUUAAUGAGAGAAACCAACGAUCACCGGCGCGGAAAUCUCAACCACAUGUAACUGGCACCUCUGUGCUAUAUAAUGUUCCAACUCGGACAGAUAGCAAACCGCUACCUGAUUCUAUUAUACAAACUCUAACCCAGAGGGUACAGAAUAAAACGCAAGAGAAACCUCUCUCGGCAAGAAGAAGACCGGAACAAGUUCACAGCCAAGAACACCUAUCGACUAUGCAACCACAACAAUACACGCUGCAGUCUCAAAAGACACAACAUGCACCAGUUGCAAAUACCAACGGAAAUCAAGAAAAAAUGCUGAGCGUGAGCGGAAAGAAAAAAUGUUCGCAUUGCGGGGAAGAAUUAGGUCGAGGUGCUGCGAUGAUAAUUGAAAGCCUACGCUUGUUUUAUCAUAUGGAGUGUUUCAAGUGUUGUGUAUGCCAUGUGCGUCUAGGCGACGGAUUGAUGGGAACGGAUGUACGCGUUCGCAAUCAUAAACUCCACUGUCACAAUUGCUACUCCAGUGACGACGGUGUCAAGUUCAGUUGUGUGUAGAAGCCUGGCGGUUAACGGAAUUAUGCUGGUUAACUUGAUAGUAACACUUUCUGGUUAUAUCUUACUACCUUCGUAAUUGGCUGUUUACCUUUGCCUAAAAGUGUCACACGAGACACACGACAUACAGAAAUAAAUGUGCAUUAAUGUACUUUUUAACAAAUCGAAAAUAGCAAAAGAAACGAUAUCAUCCGUCAAUAUAAUCUUCCGUGCUUUUAUUUCAAAGUAAGAAGUUCACGUAUGAACGCAACUGUUUCUAUCAAUUAAUAAGCGAAGGAUGUAUAUAAGAUGUAUUUAUGUAAUUAGUGUAGAGAUAAGAAAUUGCCGUCGUUGAAACGAUUCAAUGUGGAUGUAGCUGGCGUCGAUUUAAGGACGCUGUAUAUUUUUGUAAUAUAGUUCUCGUACUAUUUAUACCCACAGGUAAAUCUAAUUUCAUCGAUCGAAUAAUAAAAUGUGCGCGAUUGUUUUCUCAAGCAAAAGUCUUCGAAUUUUUCACGUAGGAAGCAAAUAACGCGAAAUCGAAUCUCCGCAGAGAUGAUCGAAUUCUAGCAAUUUCAACUUUGCAGUCGACAAACAGUGGCAGUUCUACCGCUAUGUUAGAAGUUUUAAAGCUCUAGGAUCAAGAGAUACAUAUCAUUUCGAUUGACAUUUCUUAAACGAAGCAAGUUUCAAGUUUUUUUUUAUCAAUUUUAAAAUUUAAUUAUUUUGUUGAAUUGUAUUAAAAUAAAAUUUAUGUUAGUUA